Molecule: messenger RNA, 396 nt
Organism: Phytophthora nicotianae INRA-310
Lineage: Eukaryota; Oomycota; Peronosporomycetes; Peronosporales; Peronosporaceae
Exons: 1
Source: RefSeq, a predicted model, not a curated record
AUGACGGGCCAAGACGCAAUCCUCGCCAUGGACUUUAUGGUCCCAGCCGGGAUUCGCCUGGAUUUGGCUGAUGGGACGUUGUGUCUGCCGGACGAGAUUCGCAUCCAGCUGUCAGGACGACGUCCGCUGUACGAUGAACACGUUAGUGCAGUUCGCCUUGAGGAACUCGAGGUUAUCGAGGCUGGCCAGGAGGUCGAGAUUCCGUUGCGAUCUAAACCGUCGAAGAAGUUGUGGCUCACACGCGGGGAACACUGGAUCCCUACGUUGGUUGAAGGAGCUGGAUGGCGACGAUACCUACAGGUGACCAACAUCAGCGAUCGGACAAGGUGUCUGCCCGCUCACACUCAAGUUGGAAUGUGGCUGUCAGGCGAUCGGGUGCCGAGACGUCAAGGCUUC